Molecule: messenger RNA, 345 nt
Organism: Parasteatoda tepidariorum (common house spider)
Lineage: Eukaryota; Metazoa; Arthropoda; Arachnida; Araneae; Theridiidae
Source: RefSeq, a predicted model, not a curated record
AAUAUGACUUAAGCAUUUUUAACAGUGUAAGCGUAAAGCUAAAUAUUUCUUACCUGGAAUAUAUUAAUACUCUCAUUUAAUUGCCUUGCGGUGUAUUGAUAUUUGAUAUCUUACGUGGCUUUUAAAGUUUUGUAUUCAUUUUUGUUAUGAAUCGGGUGUAGUUCCCAUUUUAUAAUAUUCCAAGUGUUACUACGAUAUUUAUUUAUUUUCCAAUAUGUAUAUCAAAUAUAUUUUGUCACUCCUGAUUUUAUAUUUAUCUGUUGCAUCAGGACUGUAUUUUCAUAUAUCAGAAACAGAGAGAAAAUGCUUUAUAGAAGAGAUACCAGAUGAAACAUUAGUUGUGGG